Molecule: messenger RNA, 1828 nt
Organism: Hypoxylon trugodes
Lineage: Eukaryota; Fungi; Ascomycota; Sordariomycetes; Xylariales; Hypoxylaceae
Exons: 2
Coding region: 320-1687 (455 amino acids)
Source: RefSeq, a predicted model, not a curated record
GUCCGGUGGAGUCUACCUAACGUGUCGCCGAUAAGCCGAGGCACAACAUGCCGUAAUCACCGAAAAGAGUACGUCUUUUAGCAAGUCCAACCUUCCCGCAUACCAGACAACGCGAACUUCGGCUUCGUAGCGUCAGGUCCCACAUGCCAUUGUUGUUCCUGCAUGUGCAGCUUUCUAGGAACUCCAACUACAACAAUGUUCAUGUUGACACGUCCAUACAUUUUUACUACUAUGAUUUCUAAUUGUUAAUCUCCCUUCAUUCACGUUGAAGCUAAUAUUUAGACCAAUUCUUACCUGAAUUGCCUAAGUUUUCGCAAACAUGUCGUUCGAUGGAUCUUAUACCGCCACGUUGAGCCCAACGGUCUCCGAGAGCUUCUCAUCUCAUGUACUCUCAAAUUCAAUAUCGUCGUUAGCUUCCUCAACGUCAGCCCGCCCAUCGUCGAAUAACAUCUCCAAAGCCUAUCGACAAGCAUCACAAUUAUUUCUCACGCGUCGAUUGCCGGAAGCCUUAUCAACGGUCCUACCAUUAAUCACCCCAACCACCGAAACAUCCGAUGUCAAUGGAUUAACCGAACCGGCCCCUGUCGCUCGAGCUUCAAAGUCGACAAGGAUAAAGGUGUGGAGCUUGUAUCUGACGAUUCUGAAUGCCAUUUUAGAGCUGGAUUCCGACGAAGGAAAAGACGCCUUCGGCACCCAGGAAUGGCGGACCCUAUGUAAAAAAGUUCGAGAUGGCGAUGUCUGGGAAGAGGUUGUGCAGUUCGGAUAUCACGGUGUGGAAGGAGAGGUUGAUUCUGAUGUCGUCAUAAAUCUGGCGACGCUCCUGCUUGCUCAUGCUAAGACGCAAAUUGUAAAUCAGAAGCGGCUGGAGAAUUAUUUGGCUGCGUCGAGCACACCGAACCUUGAUAUAUCUAAGCAACUCGAGGCCACUAGGUCUCCACGGCUGUCGUCAAGGAAUCGAAGAUCAUCGAAAGGUGCCAGUGGUGCUGAUACUCCUCGUGAUCUUAAUGCUAGAGUUAAGAUCCUAGAACUAUACACGCUACAUGUUUUGCUACGCAACAACGAAUGGGACUACGCUAGGGAGUUCAUUAGCGUCAGCGCGGUACUAGAUGAGGAACGAAGAGAUGCUUUCUUACAGGCUCUCCAGAGUUUACAAGAGGAGCAGCAACAGUCCGAACGGAAAGAACGAGAAGAACAGCAGAAACAAGAGGAGCAGUUACAAAAGGAUAUAGAAGAGGCAAGAAGGUUGCGAGCAGAAAACGAAGCGAGAGAACGACGUCGAUUAGAUGAAGAGAGGGCUAAACGUGAAGGUAGCGAGGUUGAUUACGGUAUCGAGCAAACUCGGAGUACUCCCGCGCCCCGGAGUAAACCUCGGAGCGUUUCUAGUGGAUCUGCGCUAUCAAGGCCACCCAAGUCACCCGUAUCGAAAGGGAAGAAGGCUACAGCACCCUCUAGCCUUACUGCACGGGCUGCGAUGAUUCUAGCAAAUCUUCGCAACGUUAUUGAACAGAUGGGGGCAACAUUCAAAGCUAACCCGAUGUUGCUCAUGAGAUUGGUUGCUUUCGUCAUUAGUAUACUUGUUAUGUUUGGAAGAAGAAGCAUUCGCGAGCGGGUUCAGAGGAUCCUCGGUACAGGAUGGAAUAAGGUGAAAUCAACAGCUGGUAUGGGCGUUAAGGUCAGCUACAUUUAGCUGACUAGAUGGAUUUUAUAAUUUGAGGCGUUCUGUACAUCAAUUUCUUGUAGAUAAUCAUCACUCAGGGACAGAUCGGGCAAGCAAGCAAGCAUCCUUUACGAACCUUACUUUUAUGAGUCGUCGGACUUUAAUAAAGAA